Molecule: messenger RNA, 3114 nt
Organism: Toxotes jaculatrix (banded archerfish)
Lineage: Eukaryota; Metazoa; Chordata; Actinopteri; Toxotidae
Gene: crdhl
Product: retinol dehydrogenase 13
Exons: 7
Coding region: 1357-2427 (356 amino acids)
Source: RefSeq, a predicted model, not a curated record
CCUUUAAAUCGCGCUGCCUCUCAUUGGUCGGUGUAAAUUUUUCUGGAGGAGCUGAAGUGCGGUCCGCCGCGGGUUUUCAGACCGGAGGCCGUGAAACGCCCCGCAGAGGCCGGUGUGUCUCUGGUAAACCGGGCCGACGGGGACAGCAGCCGCAGGUUCACUAACAAACACGCCAGCAGGUCCACAGUGAGACCCAGAGACGCCCGGACAACGCGCCAGUCCGAGGGGAGGACGCCAUUUUGUUUUUGUUGUUUUCUGGCGGGGCGGGGCUACACAUUCUGACGUCACUGGCGGGUGUUGGAAACAAAACGCUUUUAGGAAAAACAAACAAACAAAGGAUUGUGUAGAUUCAGAUGUUUCUAAUGUUACUGCGCAUUAAAUGUUUGUUCACUGUGCCCAGCACCACGCAGCGCGCUCUGCUCCCCGAGAGAAAGCAAAAACAAGCAGAGACAUUAUUUUCAUUAUUUAGUCAGUUCUAUGUCCCACAAAGUGUCCAGGAUGAUUUCAAAUGUCUUGUCCAACCAACAGUCUGAGAUACUGAGACUAAAGAAAGCAGACAAUAUUCACAUCUGAGGAGCUGAAACCAGAGAAUCUGAAAUGGUUUAAAUGAAUCAUCAGUUAUCAGAAUAGUUAUGGAUUAAUUUCCUGUCAAUAAACAAGCAGCUUAAUCGAAUCAUCGCUGAGUCGACGACAUUUACUGAGGUCCUUUUGUACUGCCGGCCUCUGACAGCCGUCUGUGCUCCUUUAAUAUUGAAUUUCUGACAGCAUUAUAUUUAUUGUACAUUCAUAUUUCAGAUUUUACACACAAAAUGUCAGUCAUUGAUUUUUAUUAUUAAUUAUUAUUUUGUAAAUGUGAGUGUAAAAUCCAUGAAGAAAUGUGGUUUUAGUUACUGAACAGUGGCUGGGUCAGUCCCAGACCUUUCUCCAGACCUUGUUAGAAAGCUGUGGGGCUGAUGGGAGAUGAAGUGUGUGGGUUAUAACACAGAACAGUAACUGUGCCUUUAUACACUGCUGUCCUUUGUAAAUAUAACUGUGUGAAAAAUGAAUUCAAAGCAUACUUUUCAAUAUAACAUUUAAAUAGACUGAAAUAAUAAACCUAAAAAAUAUGGCUUAAUAAAUGGACAUUAAUAAAUUCAAAGCUCACAAACAAAGGGUUUCAGAAGGUUUACAGAUCUGGCUUUUUGGUUGACCUGUUGGAAAUGGUGAAACGGGCUUUUCAGUGGACAGCGAUCCUUCCUGUCUCUGAUCCCAGAGCAUCUCUGUAGUAGAUAAUCUGCUCUAAUCUGUUAAUCUGCCGCUCCCUUCUGUCCCAGCUCAGCUCGGUUAGUUCUCUUUGGUCUGUUUGGAUCUGUUGGGAUGAGAGCCGCGGCUCCAGGAGGAUUCCUGGUGCUGCCAUGGCCCGGGGGUGGCGGAGGAGUGGACCCAGAGCCGGAGCUGGGGCCAGGGGAGGAGGGCCAGGGAGGACUGCUGCUGAGAUGUGGAGCUCUGCUGGGACUCAGUUUGAUCUGUGUGGCGGUGUUGAGGAGGUGGAUCGCAGGUGGAGUGUGUCGUUGUUCAGUUCGUCUGGAUGGAAAGACGGUUCUGAUUACGGGAGCGAACACCGGCAUCGGCAAAGAGACGAGCAGAGACCUGGCACGCAGAGGGGCCAGAGUGGUGAUGGCAUGCCGGGACCUUACCCGGGCGGAGCGGGCAGCCGAGGAGAUCCGGCGGACGACAGGAAAUGGUAACGUGGUGAUCAGACACCUUGACCUUGCCUCCGUUUACUCUGUCAGGCAGUUCGCUAAAGACUUCCUGGACAGUGAAGACAGACUGGACAUCCUCAUCAAUAACGCAGGAGUGAUGAUGUGUCCAAAAUGGCUGACAGAGGAUGGUUUUGAGACUCAGCUGGCUGUCAAUCAUCUGGGUCACUUCCUGCUGACUAAUCUGCUGCUACCGAAGCUGAAGAGCUCUGCCCCCAGUCGGGUGGUCAAUGUGUCAUCCAUCGCCCACCAGGGCGGUCGUAUUGACUUUGAUGACCUGUUCUUCAGCAGAAAGCCGUACAGCCCUCUGGAGAGCUACCGACAGAGCAAACUUGCCAACGUCCUGUUCUCCAGAGAACUUGCCCGACGACUCAGAGGCUCUGGAGUGUCGUCGUUCUGUCUCCACCCGGGUGUGAUCCGAACUGAACUGGGUCGUCAUGUUCAGGGCUGGUUCCCCUUACUGGGGGUGCUGCUGAGCCUCCCGUCCCUGCUGCUCAUGAAGACUCCCAGUCAGGGCUGCCAGACCACUGUUUACUGCACCGUGACACCAGGUCUGGAGAGGCGAUCUGGACAGUACUUCAGUGACUGUGCUGAGAGGGAAGCCGCUCCGGAGGGGCGGGAUGACGAGGUGGCGAGGAGGCUGUGGGAGGAAAGCGCCCGAUUGGUUGGAUUAAAGGACACGUGCUGACUUCUUAAACAGGGAAAGAGGAAGUGAAGGCUUCUCAGACUGUAGCGCCCCGGUCAGACAGACGAAGAGACAACAAAAAGCAUCAGUGCAGUGCGAUGAUUGUGAUGAUUGAUAGCUCCCGAGAGCCAAUCAGAGGCAUCCCUGAGUUCAUGGUGGGAGCAAUAACAGUAAUAUUAAUAAUCAAUACAAUUUUAUUUCUUUCCAUUAUUAAAUCAAAGCUAGUCAGGUGUUUUAAUCACAAAGACAAAAAAACAUUUCAUAUAUUUUUGAGAAUUUAUAUUUUUUGUCGGUUUACUUUCAAUUAUAGAACUAAAACUUUAUUAAACAGCUGUGAAGGUAAAUGUGUUGUUACUCAAGUACUGAAAAUAGAGUCAACAGUUUUCAGACAGUAUAGAAUUAAAUUGUGCUUGUUGUAAAAGACAUGUUUGUAUGGUCUGAACUGAGAACAUGGUGCCUGAUUGGCAAGUGACCUCUGACCUGUAUGCAUGUAAGGUUGGACUGGAUGUUCUUUUAUUUGCAUGGUCCGUCUGUGUUCUCUUAAUUCUUCCUUUAUGUUCCUCUCAUGUUCCAUUUAUUUCCCGUCGCCCCCCUGAUGUUUCCUUGUGAUGAGAUUUUUUUGUCAAACUUUCUGUAUUUAAAUGACAACUAUUUGUUGACAGAGAGUUAAAUUAAACUGAUCGCACUCAA